This is a messenger RNA of Didymella exigua CBS 183.55, 426 nucleotides long. RefSeq lists its product as uncharacterized. The record is from RefSeq and is a predicted model, not a curated record. The coding region runs from base 1 to 426 and encodes 141 amino acids. The transcript has a single exon. NCBI's taxonomy places the organism in Eukaryota, Fungi, Ascomycota, Dothideomycetes, Pleosporales, Didymellaceae.
AUGUCGAAUCAGCAGACAGCCCAUUCCAAAGGCAUUUUCCAUGGCCUGCCUAUCUUCCCUUCCUCAAUAAAGGUCUCACAGCAAUCACAACCGGUUCCAAUGGUAUAUCUAGAAACUACACGUUGCGAGUCCUCGCAGAAGUCCCGGAGCGGUGGAAAAAGAUUCACUGCCUAUCUUGGCGCCUACCUGCUAUUCUGGAAGGAUUAUACUAUAGGUCGAAUACAUCUUGGUGAUAAAUUGCAAGACAUGGAUAUGGAUCAAAUCUUUGGAUUCACGGAUGGUAGUUUGAUGGGUGCUUCGCUGGAUCUCACGAUGAACAAGGCACGGAAGAUGGGCUGGCAUGGAUUCGUUGAUUCCAACGACGCCCUUAUCAAAGUGCUUGGAGACUUUGCAAAGCUGAAGCUGCUGCCACCGCUGUUGCAGUAG